Salmo salar (Atlantic salmon) is the source of this 6560-nucleotide messenger RNA. RefSeq names its product calmodulin-regulated spectrin-associated protein 1-B. Gene Ontology annotation, cellular component: microtubule minus-end. Gene Ontology annotation, molecular function: spectrin binding; microtubule minus-end binding; calmodulin binding. NCBI's taxonomy places the organism in Eukaryota, Metazoa, Chordata, Actinopteri, Salmoniformes, Salmonidae. Gene Ontology annotation, biological process: cytoplasmic microtubule organization; negative regulation of microtubule depolymerization; neuron projection development. The record is from RefSeq and is a predicted model, not a curated record.
AACCCCAUCUAAGAAGAACUGCACAUCAUAUUGUCUUGCUGGUCAGUUGGUGGGGAGGACCAAACCGUAACUUUAGCUGUGGUGAAAACGAUGUUUUUUUGUUCUUUAGAUUGUAAGGAUACCUCACUAUUCGUCAAAGCUGGAUUGUGGAUCUCGUGCUCAUUUAAAAGAUGGAUUUAGACGUGUGUGCUGGCGGAAACAGUACCAAGGGAAAAGCUGGUUCGGCUCAUGCAGGUGAAGGAGGGGCUAUGGCGAUCGUGCCUCUGGAGCUCUAUGACUCCGCUAGAGCGAAAAUAGAUGCAAAUCUCCGCUGGCUGCUAGCCAAAGCUUACGGUAUAGACUACAUCCCAGAAGACCUAUGUGACCCCUUCUACACGGACCAGUAUGAGCAGGAGCACAUCAAGCCGCCCGUCAUCAGACUGCUGCUGUCAGGGGAGCUGUACUGCCGUGUCUGCGGCCUCAUCCUGAAGGGCGAGCAGGCCUCAACUCUGCAGUCCCACCUGUCUGUCAUCCAGGCCCUCUCCCGGAAAGGCAUCUACGUCCUGGAGAGCGACAACAAUCCAGUCUCUGACGGUGACCUGGACUGUAGCCCCAUCAAGAUGAGUUCCCACAUACCACUAAUUGAUUCCCUGAUGAUGGCCUACACAGUGGAGAUGAUCAGCAUAGAGCGGGUGGUAGACUGCGUCAAACGCUUCUCCACCUUCAGCGCCUCCAAGGAGCUGCCCUUUGACCUGGAGGACGCCAUGGUCUUCUGGAUCAACAAGGUGAAUAUGAAGAUGAAGGAGAUCACAGAGAAAGAGACCUUAAUCAAGCAGCAUCUGCUAGAGUCCCCCAGCCACCAAAAGGUGCGAUACCGUAGAGACCACCUCUCUGGCCGGCAGCUCCAGCACUUCCCCAUGCUGGAUGACCUCAUGAAGGACAUGUGUGAUGGCGCCGCUCUGCUGUCAGUGGUGCACUUCUACUGCCCCGAAUUUAUGAGGCUAGAGGAUAUUUGCCUGAAAGUGGUGUCCUCCAUAGCAGACAGCCUGUACAACAUUCAGCUCUUGAGGGAGUUUUGUAAUGAGUACCUGAACCGUAGCUUCCACCUGCGCCCAGAAGAUGUGAUGUAUGCUCCCCCAGUGCUGAAGCACAAUGUCAUGGUGUUCAUCGCAGAGCUAUUCUGGUGGUUUGAGAUCCUCAAGCCCGACUUUGUCCAGCCCCGGGACUUGCAAGAAGUCAAAGACGUGAGGUCACUGCUGCAGCCCAAGAAUUCCCGCCCCCAUGUCUCCAUCUCCAAUGCUACCAAACGCAGCUUCCUGGCCACACCUGGCUUUCCUGACGUCAUAACAACGUCCCAAAGCCCAGAUAUCUGUAACAGUACCAAAGUCAGUCCUGCGUCUAGCCCCUCACACUUAUUACUCCCCCUGAGACAGAGGCAGCAGAAGUCCAUACAGGAGGAUGACGCCUCAGGGCAGAGAACCAGGUCCAACUCUCUGUCACGUGUGGACAGUCAAGUUCAGGGGUCAAUCCUGGCCUGGCCAGAGAGAAGACAGAGACCCCUUUCCCAGCCUUUCCCCCUGGAGAGAGAGUGCGAUGGCCUGAGCCUGGCCCGCUCCAUCAGCAAGGACAGCCUGGGAUCCAACAUCAUCAGCGUCACCCCCAAACACAUGCUUGGUGGGCCGGGGAUGGGGGUGGUUGUACAACUGCCCCCCUGCAGGCUCAACGCUCAGAAAAUGAUGGGCCACAUCCGCUUCAAGGACAAGGAGGAGGAAGAGCUGGUGGCCAUCAUCCCCCCGGCGGCUCUGGCCAGGUGCUACGGCCCCCGCGCCUCCCCCGAGAGUUACGAAAUGGAGCAGGACGACCUGGAGGUCCAGAGUGUGGUGACCUCCAGAGUGUCCAGCGCUCGGCACACUUACUGCCUCGCUGCCCCUCACCCCGACCCCCAGGCUGAGAGUUUCUACCUGGAGCCCCUGACGCCAGCCGUUUUUAAGACUGCCAAAGAGAAGAGCAUCAGCCUGAACAAGGAGGAGGAAAGCGGGGAGAGUACAAGCAAAGCGGUCUUUAAGAGAACCACUGAGGGUCUUAAUUGCACGUUCACCCCCAUCCCCAAUGCGGAGGCCACCUCUGGUCCCUUCAGACCACCCAUGAAGGAGGGUACGGGUUCUUCUCAGCUCCCUCUGAUGGGGGCAGCAGAGCCCAUCACCAGGGAGCAGUCCUGUGGCUUCUUCCUCCACCUGUCACCGGAGCCCGGGGACCAGGCGACGGCCCUCUUGGGGCAGGCACCAAGCCACAGCCCCUUCCCCACCACCAUUACUACAGCUUGGGUGGGCCAGGACUCAUACUCUGAGAUUGCAAACCUGGAAGAGGAGGAAGAGGAGGAGGAUCAGAUGGAGCUGGCCAAGGAAGUGGUGAGGAGGGUCAUGGGGAAGUGCCUGGGAGAGGGAGGGGAGAGCAAAGGGGAACCGGAGGGGGGAGAGGGCGAGUCGGCCAAGCUCCGGGAGGACAUGAAGGUGUGCGAGCGCGAGGACAAGGAAGGCCUUGAGGCCUGGAGCGGGCCGCCCAGCCCCUGCCUUAGCACGGCGUCCUGGGCCAGCAGUGUGUGCAACAGCGGCACCGUGCAAAUGACCAGCUUUGCAGAGCGCAAGCUCCACCAAAAGGUCAAUAGCUUUCCUGACGGCUGCUCCAAUAACAGCAGCUCCCAAAAGACCACGCCCGACGGCUCGGAGAGCGCCCCCUACACUCUAGGAGGCUUGUGGUGCCUGCAGGCUCCUAGCCCAUGUCGGCUGGCUAAAGACGGCGCUUUGCGGGUCAGGAAGGAGGGUGGCACCACCAACGUCCUGGCCUCAGAGCUGGUGCAGCUCCACAUGCAGCUGGAGGAGCAGCGGCGCGCCAUAGAGCACCAAAAGAAGAAGAUGGAGACCAUAUCGGCGUGCCAGCGACUCAAGCUGGGCAAGGCUGCCUUCCUCAACAUUGUCAAGAAGGGGGGCGGCAAGAGCAACACGCUGCCCCAGCCCCUCAAACACCUAGAGACCCAAUAUCAGACGGCCGGCAAGGACAAGGCUUGCAGGGGCGACUCGUGUUUGGAUGUCCUGAAGGGUCAGGGGAAGGAGGGACAGCAGCAGAGGGACAGGGACAACAGAACAAACAGUGGCGGUGCAGGGCCGCCGGACGAGGCGGGGGUCGAGCCAGACCUGAGUGAGUGUAGCCGCUCCAUAGAGUUGCUGAAUGAAGCCAUCGGUGCCAUUCAGCAACAGAUGAUGCAGCUGUCUCUACAGCAGGACCGUCUGAUAAAGCAGAGCGUCCAGUCACCCCUAGGCGUCCCGCAUGCCGCCUCCCUUCUAUCCCUACCAUCUGCCCCUACACCCACCCAAGACACUUCUUCAACUCCUUCCUCAGACUCCACCAUUACCCCCACCGCUCACUCAGACUCCAGUGCUACCCCCACCGACUCCAAAUUCCGCCCGGCCGUGCAUUUCAUGGAGACCAUCACCACCGCUCCGCCCACCCGCCGCCCUCCCAAACUGAGCUCCGGAUGCAGCCCCAGGACCAAACCCGCAGAACUCAAACUGACCAAGGAAAAUGGCAGGCCGGCUUCCAAGACCAGCACCCCCGCAUCCAACACAGACCCAAGGCGCUCCCCAGGGUGGCACACCACCUCCCGAGGGGAGCAGGAUAGGGACCGGAGUCAGAACAGCAGCCCCACCUGCGUGAUAUUCACAGAGAGCCCCAGGGCCUUGGAGAGAGGCACUCUCCGUAGCACCACCUUCAAGAUCAGAGAUGAGGCCAACCAGCGCAGCCACAGAGACGGGCCCACCCUUAGCCCUAAGCAUACCCCCCCUGAGGAUUCAACCCCCUAUGGCGCCCCUCUCACACCCCACUGUGUGGACGUGGCUGAGGAGCUGGAAGGGCGGGAGCGUAGCGGCUCAGGGAAGGAGAACGAGCACGGCGAGGAGGGAGGUCGAGGGAAAGGCCAGCUGAUCGAGGUAGAUCUGUCUGACCUGAAGGAACCGUCGGAAGAAAAAGACUCCAAUAUAGGGGACACCUCGGCAGACGGAGAACAGAAGUCAGGACUGGGUUUCUUCUUCAAGGACGAUGAGAAGAUGGCAGAGGAUGAGAGGGCAAAGCGUCGCACUCACUUUCUCCUCAAACAGCAGCGGAAGAUGGAGGAGGCACGGCUCCGCAAACUGCAGACGGAGGCUGAGAGCGAACAGAAACGAGACGAAGCAAGGCGUAAGGCAGAAGAGGACCGGGUGAGGAAGGAGGAGGAGAAGGUGCGGAGGGAGCUGAUCAAGCAGGAGUACCUGAGGAGGAAGCAGCUGGAGCUGAUAGAGGAGCAGGGUUUGGUUAGGCCCAGAUGUAAAGCCAGGAAGACCCGGCCUAAGUCCCUGCAUCGUGGAGAGUCCUGCUCCGACACCGGCUUCUCCAAGGGAUCCUCCACACAGGACAUUCUCCACUGUUUCCAGUCAGGCUCCACUCUCUCCUUGGCCACCGAGACAGAGAGUGUCACUUUUGGAGGAGCCGAACCACAGAGGGGUGGGUCGGUGGAGUCGUUCCCUCUGCUAAGCAGGAACUCCAGUAGGAACAUGGAGAGAGACUGGGAGAACGGCUCUACAGCCUCCUCCAUCACAUCUACAGUAGAGUACAAUGGUCCCAAGCUGUUUAAGGAGUGUGUUUCCAAGUCCAACAAGCCGAUAAUCCACAAUGCCAUCACCCACUGCUGCCUGGCUGGCAAGGUCAACGAAGCCCAGAAGAACACCAUCCUCGAGGAGCUGGAGAGGUGUGAGGCCAACCACCUGAUGAUUCUGUUCAGGGACGGUAGUUGCCAGUUCCGAGCCAUCUACUCCUUCUCCCCCGACACAGAGGAGAUUGUCAAGUUCACCGGCACGGGGCCACGCAGCAUUAGCCGCAAGAUGAUCGACAAGCUCUACAAGUACAGCUCCGACCGCAAGCAGUUCAACUGCAUCCCCGCCAAGACCGUGUCAGUCAGCGUGGAUGCCCUGACCAUACACAACCACCUGUGGCAGAUCAAGAGGCCCAGCGGAUCUUCUAGGAAGAAGUGAGGAAGGGAAGAAGAGGAGGAUGAGAAGGCACUCCAUAGGCAUUCAUUCUACGAUUGGGCAGGACCCAGUAGCUCGGAUAUCACCCUUCUGUGGGUUUGGCCUGUUGAUGACGGGGGAUUGGUCUAUUGCUGUGUGUGUGUGUAGCCUUCGGAUUGGUGUAAAUGGCGGUCUCCAUGGAGAUGGACGUGAGAAUUUUUAACACCUUCCAACUAACUGAAUGAGUCUUUUAAAGAUUAGCAAUGUUUUUGUUUUUUCUCAAGGCAGUUUUCUGCAUGUGACACUUUUUAUGCUAACUGAGGAAUAGCCUUUAGUUUAGCACUGAACACACUUCUAUACAGUACUUUACCCUUAUGUAGUGGAUCGAAAAGACAAAACUACAAAGUAAUACUGAAACUACAGACUACUGAAAUAAGUGCAAAUAGAGGCAGCACUGAAAGUACAGACGCUACAGACUUAUAAUAAUAGAAACCACAGCCAUUGUCAAAAUUGUUUGAAAGUGUUUGUUCUAGUCGGGCAAAAUCCUGCUGCUGUGACCCCUCUGAUCUCCUUCAAAAGGCUAUUUAUUCAAUAAUACUAGUAUGGGCUAUUAAGUUAUUUUACCAUGAAUAAACUUUACUUAACAUUUUUUGUAAGUAUGAAAAAUGAGAAAGAUAUGGUCAAGUCUUGUUUUUGUGUGUGUUUUUGCAGAUGUUUGUGGAAAGGGGGGUUGGGAAUGCACGGCUGUGUGUCUCUGAAUGCGUUUACUCGUUAAACGAUGCUUUAACAAAGGUUUUAUCAUUGAAUGGAACAAGCUCCACCACUGUUUAAUUCAGUUAGAAGAUGAAUGCUCUUGUCCCAGGAGAAGGGAGGCUCAUAAUUUCCUCAGUGUUAGUGUUAGUGGGGAGCUGGUGAUUAGUAUUUCCUCGGUUCCAAACGAGCACGCUUUGGGUUUCAGUGUAUUGCACUCUAUCUACAGUAUGUUACAGCAGAAUACUGGCCCACGAUCAAUGGUACUCAUGAAGAUUGCUCAGCUCACUCUUACCACCAGAGAGACACCAAGGUCUUGGUCCUGCUGCUUUUCACUAAAACACUGGAACCUGAUCUGAAGUAACUGACUAGUUUCAGGAUUUUUUUCUGGCAGUGUGAUCUGACCAGGACAACGAAAACAACUAUUGGCUCUACUUGCAGCCUAUACCAUGAGCCAGGAUUUUUCCCUAGUCACAUGGUCAGGGAAAACUCCUGGCCCCAUUCAUGACCUAAACCUGCUAUCUGUGAGCACUAAGAGCAGCUCUACCAUGAAUGAAUAUGCCUCAAGUUCAUUCAAGUCAAGGGAAACUGGACAAUACUUGAUAUUAUUUGCUGCAUUUUGUACAUUUGAGUAGUGGUUAUGUAUAUACUGUACCACCUUAUGUUUACUAAAAGUUGGCGCAAUUGAAUUUUUCAUUACUGGCUUUAAAGAUUGUAUUUGUUUCUUUAAUAUAUUCUACUAUAUAUUUAUUUUGAAAAACACUAGUGUAAUAAAUAAUACUGGUAAACUAACAA